Tetrahymena thermophila SB210 is the source of this 1431-nucleotide messenger RNA. Its product is annotated as RNA recognition motif 1 in heterogeneous nuclear ribonucleoprotein hnRNP protein. The transcript is spliced from 3 exons. NCBI's taxonomy places the organism in Eukaryota, Ciliophora, Oligohymenophorea, Hymenostomatida, Tetrahymenidae. Gene Ontology annotation, molecular function: RNA binding. The record is from RefSeq and is a predicted model, not a curated record.
AUGUCCAAAUAAGUUAAGAAGGGUCAAGUUGAAAAGAAGAUUAAGGCUGAAGAAGAAAAGAAGAAGGUUGUCUAACAAUCCUCCGAUGAUAGUGACGAUUCUUCCAGCGAAGAUGAAAAGCCUGUUGUCAAUAACAAGAAGAACCAAAAGGUUUAAGAAAAGGCUGCUGAAAAGGUUACCAAGGCUAAGAAGCAAGUUUCUGAAUCUUCUGAUGACAGUGAAUCUGAAGAAGAAAAGCCUGCCCCCAAGAAGGCUGUCGCUGCUAAGACUGCUCCUGUUGCCAAGAAGGCUGUUGCCAAGAAGGAAUCCUCUGAUUCUGAUGACAGUGAAUCUGAAGAAGAAAAGCCUGCCCCCAAGAAGGCUGUCGCUGCUAAGACUGCUCCUGUUGCCAAGAAGGCUGUUGCCAAGAAGGAAUCCUCUGAUUCUGAUGACAGUGAAUCUGAAGAAGAAAAGCCUGCCCCCAAGAAGGCUGUCGCUGCUAAGACUGCUCCUGCUGCCAAGAAGGCUGUUGCCAAGAAGGAAUCCUCUGAUUCUGAUGACAGUGAAUCUGAAGAACAAAAGCCUGCCCCCAAGAAGGCUGCCGUUAAACCCGCUGCCAAGAAGUAAGAAUCUGAAGAUGAAGACAGUGAUGAAUCAGAAGAAUAAAAGCCUGCUACCAAGAAGGCUGAAAAGAUGUAAGUCGAAGAAGAAUCUUCUGAAGAAUAAAAGCCUAUUAAAUAAGACCAACCUAUCCAAAAGGCCUAAAACGGUAAUGCCAACGGUAAAUAAGGUGGUGACAAGUUCUCUAAUGAAGUUAUCGUUAAGGGUUUGAGCUUUGAUGCUGAUGAAAACGAUAUUGGUAACUUCUUAGACGAAAACUGCGGUUCCGUUGCUAGAGUUAACCUCUUAAAGAACGAAUAAGGACGUUCUAAGGGUAUUGCCUUCGUCAGCUUUGAAACUGAAGAAGGUUGCAACAAGGCUGUUGAAAUGAGCAACUCUGAAUUCAUGGGUAGAUAUCUUAUUAUUGAAAAGACCAAGCCCAAGACUGAAAGACCUGCUCACUUACCUGUUGAUGAAGACUCCAAGACUAUCUUUGUUGGUAACCUCUCUUUCAGAACCGACAAGGAAACUCUUAAGAAGUUCUUCGCCUCUUGCGGUAAGGUUGCUGAUGCUCGUAUCGCUGAAGCUGAUGGAAAGAGCAGAGGUUUCGGUCACGUUGAAUUCGAAGAAAGAUCCGGUGUUGAAAAUGCUUUAAAGAAGGUUGGUGAAUAAAUCGACGGAAGACCCAUCAAGGUUGAUGUCGCUGCUUCCAGAGGUAAACGUGAAGGUUUCAACAGAUCCUAAGGAAACUUCAAUAACAACAGAGGUGGUCCCCGUGGUGGUAACAACUCUUUUGCUAACGAAAGAAAGGGUGCCAUUACUUAAUUCUAAGGAAAAAUCCAAUCUCUCUGA